AACUUUAGUGUGUGUUUACAAAAUAGGAAUUGUAAUUUGUUAGAAUUAAAACAUUUGUUUGGUUAAACACUGAGAAAGGAUUAAUAAAAAGAUUGUAAACAAUUGACAUAAUAAUUAACUGAGAAACCAGCAAUGGAUAAACAUAACAGCUCAGAAUUAUUGAAUUCAGACUUCUCCUUGUCCAAAAAUGCAAGUUCUGAUUCAUUAGAUUCUGACUCCAAAUCUAGUUCAUUGAAUUCUAAACAUGGACAAGAAUCCUCUCACGUGUUGGGUGAUAUCCAGCUUCUAGACGGUGAAAAAGUUAUGGGAGUUGCUCGGGAUGUUACAUAUCUUUGUCCCUAUAGUGGACCAUCUAGAGGGGUUCUUAAAGUAACCAAUUACCAGUUGCAUUUUCGACCAACUGACAUUACACCUCUGCAAAGUACACUGAGUGUUUCCUUGGGUGUGGUCUCCAGAAUUGAAAAAGUUGGUGGAGCUUCAUCUAAGGGGGAAAACUCUUAUGGAAUUGAAGUAUUUUGCAAGGAUAUGAGAAACUUACGCUUUGCUCAUAAACAGGAAAAUCAUUCGAGACGUGGCAUUUUUGAGAAAUUACAACAACUGGCAUUUCCACUAUCACAUAGAUUGCCAUUAUUUGCAUUUAGUUAUUUAGAAAGUUUUGCAGAAGAUGGCUGGCAAGUUUAUGAACCUGUUGUAGAAUUGAGGAGAAUGGGGGUCAACAAUGAUAUGUGGCGCAUAACUCGUAUAAAUGAUAAGUACGAGAUAUGUGACAGCUAUCCAUCGGUAUGGGCGGUACCGGCUGCCGCUAACGAUGACCUCCUCCGUUCUGUUGCGGCUUUUCGAUCACGUGGCAGAAUCCCAGUAUUAGCCUGGAUACAUCCGAGUUCCCAAGCAACUAUUACAAGGUGUAGUCAACCUUUGGUCGGGGUUAGUGGUAAACGCAGCCGUGAAGAUGAAAGAUAUAUCCAGCUUAUAAUGGAUGCUAAUGCUCAAGCUCAUAAACUGUUCAUCAUGGAUGCUCGGCCCAGUGCAAAUGCUAUUGCUAAUAAGGCUAAGGGAGGCGGAUAUGAAUCAGAGGACGCGUAUCAAAAUGCAGAAUUGGUGUUUCUAGAUAUACACAAUAUACACGUGAUGAGAGAGAGUUUGCGAAAGUUGAAGGAAUUGUGCUUCCCACAAAUUGAUCAGACGAGAUGGUUCAGUGGUAUUGAAGCAACUUGUUGGUUGAAGCAUAUAAAAUGCAUUCUGGCAGGCGCCGUUCGGAUUGUUGACAAGGUGGAGAACCACAAAACAUCAGUGCUGGUCCAUUGUUCCGAUGGCUGGGACAGGACCGCCCAGUUGACAGCCCUCGCCAUGCUCAUGCUUGACCCGUUCUACCGCACACUUAGAGGCUUCCAAGUCCUGAUUGAAAAGGAGUGGUUGUCCUUCGGCCACAAAUUCCAACUGCGUAUAGGCCACGGAGAUGAACGACAUUCGGACGCAGACCGUUCACCGGUCUUCGUUCAAUGGGUGGACUGUGUUUGGCAACUGCAACAACAAUUCCCAACUGCGUUUGAAUUCACUGAACGACUCCUUAUCACAAUCGUCGAUCAUCUGUACUCGUGUCGUUUUGGUACAUUCCUCUUCAACACCGAGCGGGAGAGAGUUAAAGAAGAACUUAAGGCUAAAACCGUAUCCCUAUGGUCCUACAUAAACAGCCGUCAGGACCUCUACCUGAAUCCCUUAUAUUGGGGUCCUAGCGCCUUCGGUCCUAACACGCCACCUUCGCCCUAUUCAAGACCUCAAACAGUUCUGGUACCAGUUGCAUCUUUGAGGAUCAUCAAGCUGUGGAAAGCUUUAUACUGCAGAUGGAAUCCUACUAUGAGGCAACAGGACCCAAUAUUCCAACGUACGCGCGAGUUAGUAGCGUUACGAGCGCAGUUAGAAGCGGCUGCAGCGGCGGCGGCGGGAGAUCACGCGGCGCGGCAACAUCGCUUAGCUCUCACUCCACCACGCGUUGCAAGUCCGCAUCAUGUCUGACGAGAACUAUUAUUUUAAACAUCACUUGAACAAAAAUAACAUAGACUUUUAUUCGGCUACUACUAUUUUUAACUGCCAUUGUUUAAGUUUUAUUUUACACAUGUUUGCCAAAGUAAAGAUAUGUUAAAUAAGUCGACUGUUAAUACUAAACCAAAAUGUAUAACGAAAAGACGUUACGUUACGUACGUACGUGAUUGGUCAAACCUAUAUGACGUAUAUAUCGUAUAUAUUGGCAAACGAACGAGUCUUAUAUUUAUGUCUAGUAUUUCGGAAAUUAAUAGAUAUCAAGUCCCCUAAUAAAGGUCCACUAGCUGAUAUUUAAAAAUAUCAUUAGGCAUUUAUUUAU
Messenger RNA from Pieris rapae (cabbage white), 2359 nucleotides. It is a transcript of the gene mtm, whose product is annotated as myotubularin-related protein 2. Gene Ontology annotation, molecular function: phosphatidylinositol-3,5-bisphosphate 3-phosphatase activity. The record is from RefSeq and is a predicted model, not a curated record. NCBI's taxonomy places the organism in Eukaryota, Metazoa, Arthropoda, Insecta, Lepidoptera, Pieridae. The coding region runs from base 133 to 2013 and encodes 626 amino acids. Gene Ontology annotation, biological process: dephosphorylation. The transcript has 13 exons.